Molecule: messenger RNA, 1600 nt
Organism: Leopardus geoffroyi (Geoffroy's cat)
Lineage: Eukaryota; Metazoa; Chordata; Mammalia; Carnivora; Felidae
Gene: MTRES1
Product: mitochondrial transcription rescue factor 1
Exons: 5
Coding region: 116-856 (246 amino acids)
Source: RefSeq, a predicted model, not a curated record
ACCCGGGGGUUGCGGGGUCGUGGGCACUCGGCGCGCCGAGGCACGCCGCCUUUGGGCCCGGCCGCUACUGCUGGCUUCAAACGCAGACCCGGAGCUCGAGGACGUUCUAUGCGCCAUGGCUAUGACUAGUGUCAGAUUGCCUGCCAGCGUUUUGAGAAAGCCAGAUGCCUGGAUUGGACUCUGGGGAGCACUACAAGGGACACCUUCGUACAAACUCUGUGCUUCCUGGAAUCGAUACUUAUAUUUUUCUAGUACCAAGUUAAACACAUCAAAUUGUAAAACAUUUUUCCGUAACGUUUUCUCACGGAGACUCCCCAGGCUUUUCAUAUCCCCAGAAUAUAUUUUCCCAUUUUCCAUAAGAGUCAAAAGUAAUAUAGGCUCUAAAAAAUCCACUGAAAAGACUCUGCAGAAAGCCGCAGCUGAAGAGGACUCUGAUGAGGAGAGCCACGGCGAGCUGAGUGAGCGGGAGGAGGAGCUGGAGGACGACCCUGGUGCGGUCAGAGACUAUAAAGACCUGGAGAAAGUAGUGCAGUCUUUUCGGUACGAUGUCAUCCUAAAGACAGGCCUAGAUGUUGGAAGAAACAAAGUGGAAGAUGCGUUCUACAAAGGCGAACUCAGGCUGAAUGGGGAAAAAUUAUGGAAGAAAAGCAGAACGGUGAAAGUGGGAGAUACAUUGGAUCUUCUAAUUGGAGAGGAUAAAGAAGCAGAAACAGAGACAGUGAUGAGGGUUCUCCUGAAAAAAGUGUUGGGAGAGAAAACUGAAAGCGAGAAGUACAGAGUGGUGUUACGCCGGUGGAAAAAGUUAAAGUUGCCUAAAAAGAGGUCUGCUAUCACUAGGAUGUCAGAAAAACAUUAAGGCUGGAUCUACACGAGGCAAGUAUUUCCAAACAGCAGGAACAGCCCCUUGGCCCCCACGUCCACCGCAUGCCGCUCUCCACACAGCCAGGCAGGGUGAGAGGUCGCAGUGACUUCUCACCGGGGGUCUCAGGACCCCAUCCCAAUCAGACAAGAAGCAAACAUUUGGGGGGGGGGGGGAAGGGGUGGAAACUGAGGCCAUCUCUGUAGGAACGCAAGUGGCCAUGCUGCGGUGUGUGGUCAGGCCAGUGACUCUUACCAUUGAAACAGCUAAUCCUUUCACCACUAAGUAGAUCCCAUUGGUUGGUUGAUGAUUGCUGCUGAUGCGGCACCCCCUCCACCCAAACUUAAGAAGAAAGGAAGAUUUGGGGCCAACGCUGAAGGGGGGGGGGGGCACACUUUUGCCCAUGACACUAGACAACUUUAUUCCCUGUCAAACAUUUGUUGUCAUGUAGACACAGCCAAAGUGAACUGAAGCAGGAUUAGAACACUUAGUACAUUCAUGACUACCUUCAUACAUUCUUUUAAAACUUACUAACAGAGAAAACGAGGGACACUACCACCUACUGUGACUGGCUAUUUUACUUACCAUCAGAAUGUGUCUGUGCUAAUUCUUUAGUUCUCCAGAUACGAAGAAAAAAAUAACCCCAAAACAAACAAGUAAAAACCCAUGAAUUUAGAUGGGGAGGGGGACGGGGUUUACCAACACAUUUUAUGGAAAACAUUAAAUUUUGAAAAAAGUUAA